AUGAAAUCAAAAUGGCGUCCAUAACAUGAGUUGAUUAAUAAAGUUUUUUGAUUUGACCUUUAAUAUAUUUCAUGCCAGGAUUAUUGAAGUAGAUUUAACCUGUCAAUAUGAAUAUGAAUGUAGUUAGAUCAAUACAACCAGUUGUUAAUUCAAUUAGUAGUAGAUUGUUCAGCACAUCAACAUGUUUACAAGAAAUAAGAAAGAUGGCUAGAAUGAGAGUUGUUGACAAUAGUAGUUUAGGUAAAGCAGCCAGAGUAUCAGGACAACCAGCCCGUGUAAUACAUGUUUAUACUAAAAAUGGUGUGGCUACCUUAGGUGACAAGGUAUUAGUGGCAGUCAAAGGACAAAAAAAGAAAGCCUUCAUUGUUGGUGUAAAACAAAAGCAAAAAGCUAAAAUACCGCGAUUCGACACAAAUAAUAUAGUUCUCAUUGAAGAUAAUGGAGCUCCUAUAGGUAAUAAAAUAACUGUUCCUUUGCCAUCACUUCUACGUAAAAAGGAAGGUGACAUUACUAAGGUUAUGCCUUUAGCAAACAGAUUUGUUUGAAUAUAUGUUUAGUAGACAUUUUCAUAUGUGUGGUGUAAGAAUGCAAAAUAAAAAGUCUUUUUAUAUCUCA
Lottia gigantea (owl limpet) is the source of this 615-nucleotide messenger RNA. RefSeq lists its product as hypothetical. Bases 108 to 545 code for a protein of 145 amino acids. Gene Ontology annotation, molecular function: structural constituent of ribosome. Lineage: Eukaryota; Metazoa; Mollusca; Gastropoda; Lottiidae. Gene Ontology annotation, biological process: translation. Gene Ontology annotation, cellular component: mitochondrion; ribosome. The record is from RefSeq and is a predicted model, not a curated record. The transcript has 3 exons.